Messenger RNA from Phalaenopsis equestris, 2020 nucleotides. RefSeq names its product calcium-dependent protein kinase 29-like. The coding region runs from base 197 to 1855 and encodes 552 amino acids. Gene Ontology annotation, molecular function: calcium-dependent protein serine/threonine kinase activity; calcium ion binding; calmodulin binding. Gene Ontology annotation, biological process: intracellular signal transduction; peptidyl-serine phosphorylation; protein autophosphorylation. Lineage: Eukaryota; Viridiplantae; Streptophyta; Magnoliopsida; Asparagales; Orchidaceae. The transcript is spliced from 8 exons. The record is from RefSeq and is a predicted model, not a curated record. Gene Ontology annotation, cellular component: cytoplasm; nucleus.
GAAAGCGGAGAACCGAUGGAAUUAACAGCAACCCCGCCGCUAGGAGCCAACCAACCAGAGAAAAUCCACGCCCGCCCAACUCCUAUCGCCCUCCUCCCUUUCCUUCUAUACAAAGAACUACAGAAGAAGAACCGUUUGCAUCAGUACUGCUUUAAAUUUCCAAGGAAGCAAUCCACAAGCCGUCGCCCGGCGGCUAAUGGGCGGGUGCUACUCCUCCCCUUCCAUAACCACCACUCGCCCCCCUCCCAAAUCCCUCUUCCUCCUCCCCUCCACCGCCGACUCCGAUGACGAAACCGAAAUCCCUUCCCGCUGCUCCUCCAUGGUCGCCCCCAUUUCCCCGAAGUCCCCUGUGUCCGUCCUUUCUAACCCUGCCUCCAUCGUCGAUUUCCACCGCCAAUACCGCCUCGGCCGCGAGCUAGGCCGAGGUGAAUUUGGCGUGACGCGUCUCUGCUCCGACGUCGAGACAGGCAGGGCUUUGGCUUGCAAGACAAUUUCGAAGCGGCGAUUGCGGAGCGCUGUAGAUGUUGCUGAUGUCCGGCGGGAGGUGGAAAUCAUGCGCCAUUUGCCGCCUCACCCUAACCUGGUAAGGUUCGUCGAUGCAUACGAGGAUCAGGACUCUGUCCAUCUUGUUAUGGAGUUAUGUGAGGGUGGAGAGCUCUUCGACCGUAUUGUUGCUCGCGGCCAUUACUCCGAGAGGGCAGCGGCGAUUGUUGUCAAUACUAUUAUGGAGGUUGUCCAGGUAUGCCAUAAGCAUGGAGUAAUACACCGAGACCUAAAACCUGAGAACUUUUUGUUUCUAAAUAAAUCAGAAGACUCUCCACUUAAAGCAAUCGAUUUUGGCCUCUCAGUGUUCUUCGAACCUGGCGAGCAAUUCAGCGAGAUAGUUGGAAGUCCAUAUUACAUGGCACCAGAAGUUUUGAAGCGCAAUUAUGGCCCAGAGGUUGAUGUAUGGAGUGCUGGGAUCAUCCUAUAUAUCCUUCUCUGUGGAGUCCCACCCUUCUGGGCAGAUAGUGAUGAAGGAAUUGCCCAAGCGAUUAUACGGUCGGUUAUCGAUUUCAAUAGGGAGCCAUGGCCAAAGGUCUCACAAAAUGCCAAGGAUCUUGUGAAGCACAUGCUUGAUCCAAACCCUAAUACAAGGUUUACUGCUCAGCAAGUCCUUGAGCAUCCUUGGUUGCAGAAUGCUAGUUCAGCUCCAAAUAUUCCACUUGGCGAGGCCGUCAGGUCUAGGUUGAAGCAGUUCCUCGUGAUGAACAAGUUCAAGAAGAAAGCUUUAAGGGUUGUAGCUGACCAGCUGCCUUCAGAAGAAAUUAAUGGAAUCAUUCAGAUGUUUAAUAUGAUGGAUGAGGAUAAAAAUGGAAACCUGACAUUUGAAGAACUUCAAGAAGGGUUCCACAAGAUUGGACAUCCUGUUCCAGAACCAGAUAUCAGGAUGCUAUUGGAAGCAGCAGACACAGAUGGAAACGGCACGCUGGAUUGCGAUGAGUUUUUGACCGUCUCUCUGCACCUAAGAAAAGUGAAUAGCGAGCAGCAUCUACCUCAAGCAUUCAACUACUUUGACAAGAAUGGUAGCGGAUACAUUGAGAUUGAUGAGCUGAGAGAAGCUCUUGGCGACAGUCAUCUCGAUCCGAACGAUAAAGUAGUUCGAGAAAUCAUAUCAGAUGUUGAUAUGGAUAAGGAUGGGAAAAUUAGCUACCAUGAAUUUGAAGCAAUGAUGAAGUCAGGAACAGAUUGGAGGAAUGCGUCGAGACAAUAUUCUCGAGCAUUUUAUAAUACGUUGAGUCGAAAAUUGCUCAAGGAAGCGUCCAAGCCGCCUAGACCGGUUGAGCACGGUAAUGGGGUCAAGUUCAGCAUCUGAAUGUGAUUUUGAAGGCCAUGCCCAAUUUUUUUAUAUUUUGAAAAUUUAAUGUAUAGAUUGUUUAAAUGUAUUUUUAUUUUGAGGUUUUUCCAUUCUUUACUGGCCGUAAGAAUAUAAUGAAAAGGGAGCUCAAAUAUAUGUGUAUUCUUAAUGCAUUACUAAAGG